AUGGGCGCUAAACAAUCUCAACAAUCCGGGAGAGGUGGUUCCUCCCGAGGGGGUAAAGGAAAGCGAAUUGCAAAACUCACUCCGCAGGCUCGGGAGAAUAUAAAAAGGACCCGCAAAUGGAUACGAGCUGCUGACAAGGCUGCGUCUCAUUCAUCAGGGAGUGAGUAUGUGCCCUCCAAAGAUAUCUCCUCCGAUUCAGUCCCAACACAUAUAACUGACCCACUCCACCUAGCCGAUACCCCUUCACCAUCACCCACCUCCAAAAGACCAGUGACUGUAGUCUCGAAUUCUUCUGACGAGCCCGCAGCUGGUAGUGAGCAAUACUCCACCUCCCCCACAGCUUCAUUAUCUGGGGAGAGUACAGGUCAAGAUGAGGGAGGUGAACCUCAGGUUGGGGGGAUUGAGAGAACUAGGAAGCCUGAAGUGUGGGAGGAUCGGCGCAUGCUUGGUGCUGGUGGCUCAGGUGGCGGCGGCAGCGGCGGUUUAUUUGGCGGAGGAAUGGGUGCUGGUGCAAGUAAUGAACAUUUAGGAAGUGGUGGUACUGGAAUUGGUGGAGGAUUGCUUGGUGGUGGUGGUCAUGGCUCUGGUGGCGGAGACUAA
This is a messenger RNA of Nicotiana attenuata, 600 nucleotides long. Its product is annotated as glycine, alanine and asparagine-rich protein-like. The coding region runs from base 1 to 600 and encodes 199 amino acids. NCBI's taxonomy places the organism in Eukaryota, Viridiplantae, Streptophyta, Magnoliopsida, Solanales, Solanaceae. The record is from RefSeq and is a predicted model, not a curated record. The transcript is spliced from 2 exons.